This is a messenger RNA of Synchiropus splendidus (mandarinfish), 4296 nucleotides long. RefSeq names its product FYVE, RhoGEF and PH domain containing 1 (gene fgd1). Gene Ontology annotation, molecular function: metal ion binding; guanyl-nucleotide exchange factor activity. The record is from RefSeq and is a predicted model, not a curated record. Lineage: Eukaryota; Metazoa; Chordata; Actinopteri; Syngnathiformes; Callionymidae. Gene Ontology annotation, biological process: cytoskeleton organization; filopodium assembly. Gene Ontology annotation, cellular component: cytoplasm. Bases 190 to 3090 code for a protein of 966 amino acids. The transcript has 18 exons.
UCUGGAAUAAACCGAGCGGCUCUAACCUACUUCUCCUCGCAGACGCAGCAGCCCGUCGGUCGGUCUGCCGGUCCGAACCGCGUCCGUGGGUCCGACUCGCACCGACAAGUCGGUGUCUCCGCGUGUGUGAGCCGCUUUCUUCUCGAGUGGACCGGGAGAGCCGCUCUCUCCCCGCACCCUCAUCUUUUCAUGACCGGAUUAGUGUUUUGCUGCGCGGUGUACAUGGACAGAAGCAGCCUGAGCAGAGGUCCCGCCUCCUCCAGCCCCAGCUUGCUAGCAAAGACUCUCGCUCUGGAUCCCACCUGCUCACCCUGUAGCCACCAGAGCGAGCUAGAUGCAGACACCCCACAAGAGCUGAUUUGUGACCAGGGGCCAGCCCCCCUGGUAUCAUCUCCUGGGUCUGUGGUGACAGAGUGUCGCUCUCUUCCCGUGGAUGAGUGUGGUGCUACAGAGCCGUCAGCCACCGCCUCCCUGACCCAGAUCAGGACCCCGGUACUUGGACCCAAGCCUCAGGUCCCCCCAAAGCCUCCCCACCUCCAGACCGGGGUAUCACGGCCUCGGCCCCUCGCUCCUGACAAGCCUCUUCCCCCCUGGCCACCCUGCAGGGCCUCACCGACAGACCCUCGGCUAGGCCGGGCUCCACCCUCCCGCCUGGAUGGCACCGCCUCCCCGACCUGUGUUCUGUCGCUCAUUGAGAAGUUUGAACGUGAGCAGAUCAUUGUCGUUCCUGACAUCACAGGGGGAGCAGUCUGCCCUCGCCUCCCCGAGCCCCCCUCCUCUGGCUCCUCCUCCCAGCCUUCAUCGCCACCUUCACUAGCAUCCCCAGCCUCUCACCCGCCUGAUGAGAAGCUGGACUCUGGAGUCCCAGGGGAAGAGGAUGAGGGUCACCUGCAGGAUGAUGACGAUGAUGAAGAGCAGGUCUGUCGCGGCCGUGUGUGUCACAAGCGCUUCUCCCUGGAGUCAGGAUAUAGUGCCUCUGAGAAUGAGUCUGUCGGCGUCGACUCAAGUGACCAGAAACCCAUCGUUCUGAAACCACCCACGGCCCCUUCAGAGUCUCUGCCCCUCCCCUUGUCCCAGUCAGAAGGGAAGGUGGCCAAUCGAGACAGCGGCAUCGACAGCCUCAGCUCACCAUCGCACAGCGAGGAGCUUUGCUUUGCCGGCGUGGACGACGGCGGUGUGGUUUACCAGUACCUGACCAGUUUGUCAUUGUACGGUGGCGAAAGAAAGGAUGAGGACGAAGGGGCAGGGAGGGGGCAGGACCUCUCUGAAGACAGAGACAGUGACCUGGAGGAGGAAGUGGAGCUGACCCUGGUGCUUCCAGCCAGCAAACCAGAAGACCUGUCGGAGUUGACAAUCAACCAGAGGGUCUUCAACAUCGCCAACGAGCUGCUCAACACUGAAAUCACAUAUGUGUCGAAGCUGCACCUUCUGGACCAGGUCUUCUGUGCUCGACUUCUGGAGGAAUCACGCUGCAGAUCUUCCUUCCCGUGUGACGUCAUCCAGGGAAUCUUCUCCAACAUCUCCUCCAUAUGCUGUUUCCACCAACAAUUUCUGCUGCCAGCGCUGCAGAAGCGGAUGGAGGAAUGGGACUUGAACCCUCGGAUCGGAGACAUUCUGCAGAAGCUAGCUCCGUUUCUGAAGAUGUACGGGGAGUAUGUGAAGAACUUUGACAGAGCCAUGGAGCUGCUCAACUCCUGGACACAGAGAUCCGUUCCAUUUAAGACCAUCAUCCAGGAGAUCCAGCGGGAGGAGUGCUGUGCCAACCUCACGCUGCAGCACCACAUGCUGGAACCGGUCCAGAGGAUCCCACGUUACGAACUCCUGCUGAAAGACUAUCUCCACACCCUUCCUGAGGAUGCUGCGGACCACAGUGACGCCCAGAAGUCUCUGGAGUUGAUCGCCACGGCAGCAGAACACUGCAACGCUGCCAUCAGGAAGAUGGAGCGCAUGAGGAAGUUGCUGAAGGUGUACGAGCUGCUGGGCGGGGAGGAGGACAUCGUGAACCCCACCAAUGAACUCAUCAAGGAAGGACACAUCCUCAAACUUUCCAACAAGAACGGGACCACUCAGGAUCGCUACCUCAUCCUGUUCAAUGACAGGCUGCUGUACUGUGUACCAAAGCUGCGUCUGAUUGGACAGAAAUACAGCGUCCGCGCUCGCAUCGACGUGGAUGGCAUGGAGCUGAAGGAACCGAGCUGUGUCGCUGUUCCUCGAACCUUCCUGGUGUGUGGGAAACAAAGGUCCCUGGAGCUGCAGGCCAGGACAGAGGAGGAGAAGAAGGACUGGGUCCAGGCCAUCCAGGCGACCAUCCUGCGACACGAGCAGACCAUGGACAACUACAGGCACCUGACUCUGCUGAGGGAGCAGGAGUCAUCGCCGCCACACUCCCCGAGCUGUGCGGAGCUGGGGAAGCGUGCGCCGACCCCGGUGCGGGAGAACGCCGUGACUCUGUGUAUGAAGUGCCAGGAGCCAUUCAACUCCAUCACCAAGCGCCGACAUCACUGUAAAGCCUGCGGACAUGUUGUUUGUGGGAAAUGUUCCGAGUUCCGCGCACGUCUGUCCUACGAUAACAACCGCGCCAACCGCGUGUGCGUGGACUGCUAUGCCACGCUGGUGGGCAUGAUGCCGACGCCUUGCCACCAAGCCUGCGGUGCCCAGAGGCGGCGCUCCAUCCUGGAGAAACAGGCCUCGCUGGCAGCAGAGAACAGUGUCAUCUGUAGUUUUCUUCACCACAUGGAGAAGGGAGGGGGGCGCGGCUGGCAGAGGGCCUGGUUCGUGAUUCCUGAGAAUGAGCCGCUCGUGCUGUACGUGUACGGAGCGCCGCAGGACGUGAAGGCGCAGCGCAGUGUUCCCCUCAUCGGCUUCGAGGUCUCCCUCCCUGAGCCGAGCGACCGCCUGGACCGCCGCCACGCCUUCAAAAUCACCCAGAGCCACCUGACCCUCUUCUUCAGUGCCGAAGGGGAGGAGCUUCAACUCAGGUGGAUGAACAUCCUAGCUCGGGCCGGGAGAGGGGAGGAGCCUGUCAUCUCCAAACCAAUCGUGGAGAGUCUGGAGGAACGGGAGGAGCUGGCAGAGGGACACAGCAUGUGAGGGAUUUUAUAGCUACUACAUUACCCAUGAGCCUCUCCUCCUCCACGCCUGAAGCACAAGAACAGCAAGGGGCAUGGACAAGGUCUUGUGAUCUCAGCUGGGCCUUCAAACUCAACAUCUGAUGGAGCUGAGAGGAAGUGAUGUCACUUUAUGUCAGACGGAUUCCACGAGGAGCCACUGCACUUCCGGGUUCUUCAUCUUCAGUCGCGCCAUGGUUCUUCCCCAGUUGAAAAGCUUGGUUCUUUAUCUCACAUCGUAGCUGCUCAUCAUAUCCCUGGUUAAACUCAUCCUCCCUUGUGGUUUUAAUCCAUGAUGGUUCUUCAUCGGCAGGUGAAGACCAUCAUACGCUCCGUUUUUAUGUUCCGUGCCUUCAGUCUCAUCACGCUUCAUAAUAAUCUUGCACCUGCUGACAUCACUUCCUACUAAGGAGCACAUUAACCUGGUGCUGUGUUUCUAUCAACCCUCAUGGAGGACUGCGGAUGAGGCAGCAUCAAACAAACAAAACAAGAAAAUAUGAAGACAUUUAAAAAUAUUAAAGUAUAUCUCACAAAGAUUAUAUUUACGUUCUUGUCUUACGGGGUUAUUGAUCACUUAAAAAAAUGAUACUAUAUUACAGUCAAUAUGUAAUUGAGUUAUUAAUCAGAUGCUUUUCUGCUCUGUCUCUCGACAAGGACAAUGCUGCGUUUCCAGGACUGGUCCAAUCGGACCCGGGCGCUGUACGUUUUAAUAAUGAGUCUGAAGUGACUGGGUCUCUGGCUGUUUCUCUGUGAUGUUUACUUGCUGACGUUUUGUAACCUGGUGAUGUCAUGAUCAUGUGACUCUGUUGAUGGUUGUUGCAGGUGACUAUGUUAAUGUGGAUGGUAACCAUGACAACCUUCAAAUUCCAGAUGGAGGGUCAAUGUGAUGCCGUGCUUUUUACACAUCCCCUCCCCGACAGAGACUGCCAAAAAUAAACAUUUAUACGAGAUUUUGAGCUGUGAUCUUUGAUUGUGAUGCCGACUGAUGUGAUGACUGAAGAUGAUGACGGUUACUGAAAUUAUAACCGUGAGUGUGAUGACGUCAGCAUGUUAUCAAUCUCAAUAAACUGUUGUAAAUGGGUGGCAGGCGACUGGUUAGUGGCCGGCCACUUCCAUACAUGUCAUUUCCCAUUGUUCCUGUUCUAAUGAGACCUUCUGUCAGAAAUGAGAUUUUUAAAAAUAAAAACCU